This is a messenger RNA of Zootermopsis nevadensis, 8998 nucleotides long. RefSeq names its product arginine-glutamic acid dipeptide repeats grunge (gene Gug). The record is from RefSeq and is a predicted model, not a curated record. Gene Ontology annotation, biological process: regulation of DNA-templated transcription. NCBI's taxonomy places the organism in Eukaryota, Metazoa, Arthropoda, Insecta, Blattodea, Termopsidae. Gene Ontology annotation, molecular function: transcription corepressor activity; sequence-specific DNA binding. Gene Ontology annotation, cellular component: nucleus.
UAAAAUGGCGAUUAUUAGAACGCGGUUUUGAGAUAAUGGAGUAGUUGGGAAGAAUCGAUUCUGUGUGGAAAUUGCAAUUGAAGGGCCGAAGUGACGCUUUAAAUACUUUGAAGAGGAAAAGGUGGUGUCUUUCAAGGAAUUCUUUUGUUCGUAUAAUUAUAGUAAAUCUUCAAUUUUGAGGCGCUUUCAAGGGAAAUAUGAUCUGCAAAGUCGGAGAAUUCAUUCGGUCCUGCUUUAGUGUCCCAAAUAGGAAAUACUGAGUUCGGCCACGUCGCCUUGUGAAUAAGUCGAAACUUCACGAGCCCCAAUGAAGAAUUGUUUUCUUUUGACGUACAUGAUAGCUGAAAACCUACAAGUCUGUGAAUAAUGGUCAAGUGUAGCUAAUUCAGAAGUUACUUACAAUGGCUUCUACACAAGGAGAGAUUCGAGUAGGGCCAUCUCACCAGGCUCAGUGUCUUGGUACGUGCACACAGGCCCGCUUGCCAGAAUUCCGCCCAGAAGUUACUGAAUCAGACAAAGAGCGGGAGGAGUUAAGGUGGGUGCCUGCCAUGACAUUAGAUGGAGACCUCCUCAUGUACCUGCGGGCUGCACGUUCUAUGGCAGCGUUUGCUGGCAUGUGUGAUGGAGGCUCACCAGAUGACGGUUGUGUUGCUGCAAGCAGGGAUGACACUACGAUAAAUGCCCUUGAUGUUCUGCAUGAUUCUGGUUAUGACCCUGGCAAAGCCCUCCAGGCCUUGGUGAAAUGUCCAGUUCCUAAAGGCAUCGAUAAGAAGUGGACAGAAGAAGAGACGAAACGGUUUGUGAAAGGUCUUCGGCAGUUUGGAAAGAAUUUCUUCAGAAUUCGGAAGGACCUUUUGCCGCACAAAGAUACACCAGAAUUGGUUGAGUUUUAUUAUUUAUGGAAAAAGACUCCUGGUGCCAACAAUAACCGUCCUCACCGCCGGAACAGGAGGCAGCAGUCACUGCGUCGUAUUCGAAACACACGCAACACACGGGGUGGUCAGCCAAAGGAGGCAGAUGCCAGCUCACCAGCAGCCGUGGGAUCAUCUAGACCUUCUCCCAACCCCAAGGAGCAUGGUGAGGGCAGUUCUGGCAGUGAAGAUGAGAACUCCGAGGAUGAUUCAGAUUCGCGGGACCAUGCAUACAGGUGUCACCACUGUUUCACUACGAAUUCGCGGGACUGGCAGCCCUCUGGAAAGGACCGUCGGACACUCCUGUGUUCUGACUGCCGAGCCUAUUGCAAAAGGUAUGGGGAACUGCCUCCCGUUACUGCAGCCGGGAAUAAUGCGCGCGGCGAUACACCGUAUCUUUUCCGGCCUGUUCAGACAGACUCGCCUGAUGAAUGUCCAGGCCGGAUGAGGACUCGCACUAGAGCUAAAGAGCAGAAUGCACGUAACCGCCCAAAACGUGGCAGUGGUACAGACACGCCAGAGAGCGAGAUGGACAAGAAACCGUGCAAGUCUCCAGCCAGCAAUGCUUCCUCUCCCAGUGACAAGAACAAGAAGAAGUUGUCAAAGCCCGAAACACCCAACAAGGGUCGGAAGAGAAGCCAGGUGGAGAUUGAAAAUGAGGAAGAGAAAGAGAUCUCAUUGUUCAAGAGAAAGAGAAACGACAGAGCUGAUAGUCCAGCAGAAAGUCUCACUACAGACAGUGGCUCCAUAGUGGAUGAUGUUGACAAUAAUGAAGCAGAAACAGAAACUACUGGGGAAACCAUCGCACCAAACACCAUUUCAAUUCCGACACCAAACUCUGCUACCGGAAGUUUGGAUUCUUCUCCAGUGAUACCCUCUGUUCCUGCCACUGCCAUGACGACCCUUCCCAUCCCAUCGUUUGAUAACCCACCACUCUCCAGUAGUGUGUCCAUAAUGCCAGACAAAGUGGACACGACUGUGGGCUCAGCAAGCCAACCACAAGCAACCACACCCAUUGUGAUAAUCAACAAUAUGGGUAGUGGCAACUUCAAGGCCAUUAACUCUGAAGCAUCACUGUCUGUAAGAAGCAUAACGCAGAGUAUCGGAAUGUCAUCUUCAAAUGGGGCUCCGUGUAUCCCAACCUCUGUUCCUAUGGUGGGCCUUAAAGUGCCUAUCCCUAACUUAAGUAGUGUUGAAGAAAACGGUUUGAGCAAGAAAGUUGUCGAUGAUAAUCUGUCAUCUGACUCAAAAGGAGGCAUUCUGGAGAAGUUUCCUCCUGGUCAGAUGCAGUAUACACCCCAGCCAGUGUCAAUGCAAAGUGAGGAUUUAGAGAAGUCCAAUGGUGAGUUGAAGGUAGAUGACGAAGGUACUCGAAUUAGCUUGAAACUGCAUCAAGAGGCACUGGAUAGAAGGGAAAAGGAACCAAUGGGAAUUUCAUUGGGCACCAAAGCUAGUGAUGACUUUUGUUCUCUAUCACCACUGAUGAAAGUGAUGGUAAAGGAAGAGCUGGAGAGUAGCAAUGACGAACUUUCCAACGUUCAGAUGCCUUUGCCUUCUGGAGGUCUUCUGCUGAAGGAUGAACCACAGUCACAGAGUUCACAACAUGUGGGAAAUAUUGCUAAUCAGGUGGGGUCGAUCAUUGGGACUGGUAACCAGAACAUAAAGUUGGAGCCAGGGAUCCUGAGGGAACAGCAAGCCAGCCCAAUGGAACUGUCUGCAGGAACCCAGCAGCUCUCCCCACAUGCAGAGCAUUCACCCAUGCAGAUACAAGCUUCAGUGAUGCAGAUGCCUCCUAACAUGUCUCUGUCCCAUCACUCGGGUCGCUCAUCUUCACCCAUUCUGCAGGUCCCAAGUCACCACUCGCACCUGGGCUCAGGCGGUGGACCACCUUCAGUCAUGAGACAGGCCACUGAUGUUCGAGGAGGCCAGUCUUCAGACUUGAGGCAACAGAUUUCAGAUACGCGACAGUCGACAGAUAUUCGCCAGGCUCAGGAUAUGCGAGGAGGAGGACAGGGAUCAGAUGGUAGACAGCCUUUGGGUGACAUGCGGUCAGGGCCUCCGUCAGAUGUUCGUCAGAUGUCUGAUGUCCAGCAGCAGUCAGACAUUCAGCAAAUUCCAAAUGGUGGACUUGGUCUUGAGAAGCCUAUUCCACAAAUGUCUGGCAGAACCUACAGUGAUGAUGAUCAGGAGAGGGACUCCAAAUCAUCACAGUCUCUGCAAAUUCCACCUGUGUCUAUGCCAAACUCUUCUCAGUCUUUGGUCCUUCAGCAUCAGGGGACACAUCAAGCUUACAGCUACUUGCCUGGUUCCCCAUACCAUCACCAUCAAAGGUCAAUGGGAGGAGAGAAGAGUAUGGGAAUGCUUCAUGUCCCAAGUCUUCCCCCCAGCUCCACCCUGACUGGUGCCAGUAUGGGGCAAGGUCAGCAGAAUGAACCCCAGAAUCUGAAGAUCAAACAAGAGAUCAUUGCCCCUGCAGACCAGGUGAUGCCCCCUUCUGACCCACUGCAGUCACUGAAGGAUGUCAAGAUCCCGGGGUACUCUGCUUCAAGCACGUCUGCUUCGCAGCCACUUCCAGGCAGCAACAUGAAUUCAGGCUCUGUUCCUCCAGUGAACCAUCCUUCAGGACUGGAAAUAUCAAGACCUCCAUCAGGAAAUGCCUCCACAAAUUUCCUGGGACCUUCAAUUGACAACAUAAAAAAGGAACCCGAAAAUUAUUUAGCAGCUUCCAGUUCUGUCGGUGCACCUGGGGCAAAUCUGCCUUCAGGUACACCGAAGUCCCCACCUCCCAAGCACUCUUCAUCAUCUCAUCCUGCUACAGAAAUGCACAGUUCAGCGGCUAUCAACUCAUCUACUCCGCCUUUGACCAGAAUCUCUUCCAGUACGCCACCAGUGCCACUCCCAACCUCUCAACCUCCGGUCUCACACAGUGCUGCCAACCUCAUCUCUCCGUCGCCUACGUCUGCUCGACUGACUCCCACAUCCUUACCAAGUGGACCAACUUCAAUCCCCCAGCCAGUGAUGCACCCAUCUCAGCAGGCCUCCCCAAUAAGUCGUGCCUCUCCAGGACAUCCUCAUCCUACUCCCCACCCCCAUCCAACGCCUCAUCCCCACUCCUCACCAUUUAUAGGGCCUCCUGGAGCUCACCCUGCAUUGCAUCAUCACCACCCUCAUCACCCCUUGAUUCACCACUCGUUGUUUGCAGCUGCCGCUGCUCAUGCAGCUGCUGUUCAUCAUAACCCUUAUCAUCCUCACCACCCAUAUGCAGCAUAUGGGUAUCCGUUUCCAUAUCCAUAUGGUCCACCAAUGCCUCAGCCUCACCCUGUACCCCCUCCUCAUCAUUCUACACCCCCUGCCCCUGUACUGCCAGCGCCUCCCACGUCGUCCAGUCACAGAACGGCCCAUGAGCAGGCAAAGUCUGAGACUAGAUCUUCGUCAGCAUCUGUUGAAAGUACAACAACUUCAUUACAUACUUCUCAUCACUCUUCGCAUUCAUCAUCUGUCACCACUCGCAGGGAAAUCUCUGCUACUUCAUCUGAGUCUGACAGCAAUUUAAACUCGUCAGUUGCUAGUUCAGAACGACAUCAUCACACAACACAGGAACUGACCACGACUCAUCACCAUCAUUCAUCGCAUCAUUCAUCUGUCCAUCACCAGAUGACAACGGAAAAGCAGCAGCCACUGAACCAUUCAGUAACCAUCUCUCAUUCCACCACAUCCUCAAGUUCAGCCUCAGUGCAACACAAGAUUAACACUGGGAGCAAAACCAACUCAGGGGGCACUAGAGCUUCAAGUCCCUCUUGUCAUGUUUCUGCUACUCUCUCUUCCACGACUUCUGCCUCAACCUCGAUCUCUCUUCCAUCUGGAAACCAUGGAGGCAAUCAUCACCAUUCCCAUCAUCAUUCUCACAGUCACCAUCACCAACAUCACCAUCAGACCGCGAGUGGUGAUCGGCUUUCCCCGACCAACCCUAUGAUAAUGCCCCCAGCAAUGAACAUGCCACUUGCGUUGGCUCCUGGAGCUCCACCAUCUAGCAGGAAUCAUCAUGGGGGAUCAAGUCAUCAGCAUCAUCAGAGCCACAGCCAUCAUUCAAAACAGGGCAGUAGUGUGGGAUCAGCCAGCAACCCACCAAGUUCACACCAUCAUCCAAGUUUGAUGGUGCAGCCAGGAGGGCUCCCCCCACCUAUCAGUCACCACCCCAUGGGACUGGGUUUGCCCCCGUCUGCUGUGCCGGGAUCUUCUUUGGAGGCCUUGAGAGCUCAUGCGCAGGCAGCUGCGAACAUGCAGCAGCAGCCACCAGGCAUGAUGCACCCUGCAUCUCACUCACCCCUGCAGCUACAGCCCCCUGGCCCCACGCAGUCUCAUGUGCCAGGCCCACAUCAUCACUCAUCACGACACUUGGCUCAAGGAAUGCCAGAUGAAGUGAAGUCUGAACCAAUGAGUCACUCAGGUAGCGCAGCAGUUGGCAGUGACCUGGGUGACCCUCAGAUGGGGCUCCAGCAGCCCGAAGAGGAAGAAGUGCCAAGUCCGAACCACGUCCCAAGAGGACCAAGCCCUGAACCUAAGAUUGAGGACACAGAGUGUCACAGAAGUCAAAGCGCCAUCUUUCUGCGACACUGGAAUCGUGGAGAUUUCAAUUCAUGUACCCGUACAGAUCUGACAUUCAAACCUGUGCCAGACUCAAAACUGGCAAGGAAGCGAGAAGAGAGGUUGCGCAAGCAAGCAGAGAAGGAACGUGAGGACAGGGAGAAGGCCGCUGCUCAGGCCCAAGCUCGUAAGAUUGCAACUCCAGAGAAACCAGAGGGCCCCAAGCCUCCGUCACGUGGACCUAUUGAGACGAUUACAUCUCCAUAUGAUCGCUUCACCUCACGCCAAGGUUACCCUGAUACGCCGGCACUGCGCCAACUGAGUGAGUAUGCUAGGCCCCAUGCAGGGUUCUCACCAGGCACGUUGCCUCGUACAAGUCUUGGCUUGCCUCCACAGUGCAUGGAUCCAAUGCUGCACUACCAGUUGAACAGCAUGUAUGGUCCCACUGCUAGAGAGAGGUUGGAAUUAGAGCACUUAGAGCGUGAGAAACGGGAGAGAGAAAUUCGUGAGCUGCGGGAGAGGGAGCUGAGUGACCGCCUGAAAGAUGAGUUGAUGAAGAAUGCAGCGGGUGCAGGCCCUCGUAUGACGAACGCUAUCGACCCCCACUGGCUUGAACUCCAUAGGAGGUACACUGGCCUUGGACCAGGUGGUCCUCCACAAGGGGCAGCACUGCAUCAGUUUGGCCUGUAUCCCACCCCUACAGGACCUAGCCAGGUAGCACUCAGUCAGCUGGAGCGGGAACGCUUGGAGAGACUAGGUAUUCCUACGGGUCCUUCUGGUCCCCAUGGCCCUCCCCCUGUGGGGCCACCUGGCCCCCACUCUCACCCUCACCCUGGAUCGGUAGCUGCGGCCCAGUUGGAGGCGGCAGAGCGACUGGCCCUCGCAACGGACCCCAUGGUACGAUUGCAGAUGGCUGGCAUCUCACCAGAGUACCAUGCACACACUCAUGCGCAUACACAUGCACACUCUCACACACACCUCCACCUGCACCCCAGCCAGCAGGCACAGCAGGCCCAGGCACAACAAGAGGCUGCAGCUGCUGCAUCUGGGACUGCAGGUUUCCCUCUGCCAGCAUCAGCAACUGCUGGCUAUCCUAGGCCAAGCCUUCUUCCCCCUAGAGAUGCUGCUCUUGGAUUGCAUCAUCCGUCAGACAUAUUGGGGCGUGGUGGGCCAGGUUACGCAGAUCAGCUGGCUCAUCAGCUCUCUGCACAGGCUGUGGCUCAUGAACAGCUGCAGCGUCAGAUGAUGUUGGAGAGGGAGCGGUUUCCACAUCCGCACCCAUCCCUCGUUGCUCAGCACGAGGAAUACAUCAGGCAACAGCGGGAACGUGAGAUGAAGGUGCGAGCACUGGAGGAGGCUGCAAGGGGGUCUCGACCUUGAACUGACGCUCUGUCAGUUGGAUAUUGACUGCCAUCCUGGUGUCACCAGGAAACCAGAAUGUGCACGCACUUCAAUGCAUAUACACUUUUUUAAUCUUUAAAUUUUGUGUGUGGCGGGUGGAAAAAGGUAACUUGUCGUGUUUUCACUUUAGAAAAUGGAAGCAUACUGAAUAUAAAUCAAGGUUUUAGUACAAUUUUUUAGUACGGUUAAAUAAAAGAAACAAAAUUGCUAAUAUAAUUAUUAUUAUUAAUAAUAUUAAUAUUAUAUAAUCUUAAAUGUAAGUAUGGAGUAAAAAAGAAAUAGUUAACAAUAAAUAUUUUGUGACAUUUCGUAGAGACACGGGUAAAGCUGAACGUGAGAGAAAUUUAACGUGCACUUAACGGAAGCUUUCGGUGUUCACUGUGUUAUAUUUUAGCCUGUGUUAACGUGGUAGUGGUUUGUUCCCGUCGCAGAAGCGCGAUGGUCCGGCACAGUCCAUAGCAAUAGCUGUCGAUGUAUUAUGAUAUUUCACUUUGAUAUGGUGCAUCUUUCCAUUUUGUAAACAUGGAAUUGCCGCUUGACCUGCAGAGUGGCAGUCGGUGCACGUGCGAGGCUGCCGUCUUAACGUAAUAUAUAAGAAGAUUUUCCUCUCUUAAGUGUUGUCAAGUAAAAUGGUUUGAUUAGUCAGAGUUACUGCGAGAUGUCUUGUAAUUGUGAAGAUAUUUUCUUAGGUCUUCCGUGAAUGAUCGUACAUCUUUCCUUCCUGUUUCUCUGUUGUCUGGGUUGGUUUCGCCAUGGAAUGGUUUGGGGCGGUGUUUCGAAGUGGCAUUGAUACCAGGCUGUUUCAUCGCGGUCAUCAAACAUCGCUGCGUCAGAACAAGUCUCGGAUUUAUCUACUUAUUGUUUUGGAAACAUCUCAAGUACAGCAGAAAUCAAAAGUUUGUCCAUUCACCACCACAUCCAGAUCAGGUCCGGGACCUAUCCAGCAGAUGGAGCUGGAGGGUGACCACACACUUACAAGUAGUGCAGGGUUCUUAUACUAUAAUCCCUAUAAUUAUUAUUAUUUCACUAAAUGUAUAGAAACUGGGAACUGUUUCAAACAAGAUGCAAUUUAUGCAUUUUUUCUAAAUUGACUUUUUUGUCAAGCUUUUUUAUUAUUAUUAUUAUAAUACAAUUGAGUUUUAGUUUCUCAAGAACAAAAUACUGGAAUUUUAAGAAAAAUCCAUCCGCAGAGUUCAAUGGAUCAUCAUGCUCUCAUGAUUUCGCAUCAGUCCGUAUGUCCCCUCUGCCAGCUGGCAACGGCAGUAGCAGAUUCCAUCUCAGAAAUGAGGAGAGUUAUAAAUGUACAGGAUCAUAAAUCUCAAUAUUAGUUACGAGAAGGUAUGUUUGAGUUUCAAAAAGUUAAUAUUUUUUUUUAGACAUCUGUACACUUUGCAUUUCUCUUGCACUUGAAUGAUUCGGUUUUUCACGUUUGCAGUAGUUUACGUAUAUGCAGAGCAACUGCAAGUGUGCGCAGAAUUUUUAUGAGAAAUGGCUGUUGCUGAUUUUGAUUUUUUUUUUCCUAUUUUUUUUUUUAUUUUGAUUUUUUUAAAAUCAUAAUUGAAAUUACUUGAGCCGAGUAUCACUAAAGUUACUCCACAGUGAUACAUACGACAUGCUCUAGAAAUUUUUGUGUAAUGUGUGUUGUCCCCUUUCUUGCCACAGAUUGGUAAUACUGGGUCCUGUUUCUUACAAAAUUAAUAUGUUAAAUUCUAACGAUAGCAGCACAACUCGGUAAUUGCAAAGCCGCGUGAUUUGGCCUGCUGCAGACUUUGAAUGGUGUGGACUCGGGGCGCGCGCUUCAAAAAAAUUGUUCUGACGCCGUCCGAUUCGAAAGAAACGCUGCUUCCAGGCCAAGGGCACGUGUAAAGUUGUGGUUUACCUCACAGUGUGUGGAUAUAUAUAUGCAUUCAUUAUAUGUUUAAUUUUCAAGUAUGGUUCUGUGAUAUGUAACUGCUGAAAUUCUGUAGCUCUUAAAAUAUCGUUUUAUGUCCCUUUUCUUUCUAGUUUGCAUUUGGUGUAACAGGAGACUAUCAGAUUGUACUUGGAAGUGUUUCAGUUUUAAUGAGUUAUAGAAGGCAUGAGACAUAAACAUACAGAAACUG